This is a messenger RNA of Bactrocera tryoni, 681 nucleotides long. RefSeq lists its product as uncharacterized. NCBI's taxonomy places the organism in Eukaryota, Metazoa, Arthropoda, Insecta, Diptera, Tephritidae. The transcript has a single exon. The record is from RefSeq and is a predicted model, not a curated record. The coding region runs from base 214 to 681 and encodes 155 amino acids. Gene Ontology annotation, molecular function: protein binding.
AAAAGUGUUUAUAUUUUAUUUCAUUUUGCACGCUUUUAUAAUUUCCCCACAUCUACUGCUCAACAAUUAAUCAUCGAAGACGCCACAAUCCACCAAAGGAACCAAGCUCAAUUCGGACCUGCCUAUAAAAAUCAGCAAUCAAAUCGGAGAAGUGGAGACGAACCGGAAAAGUGGCUACCAGUAGCAACAGUAGUACAGCGGACGGCAGGCAAAAUGUCAAAGAAUUAUAUCUCAAAGGAAGAGGCUAUCAAUCAGUUGUAUGCCACAAUCAAGACGAAAUUCGAACAAGAUGGCGUGUUACAGGAAGUGCGUUGCAUGUUGCAAACCAAAAUGGUGGCCAUGAUGAAAGGUAAGAAUGAUGGUCAAACCACAUUACUGGGACGCAAACUACCCGACCUAAGUAAGCUGAGCGCUAGCAGUAGUAUACCAGCGUCUAGUGAGAUAGACGACCAGGAACAACGACAAGAUCCACGUUUGAAGAUGAUGCAACAGCUGAUCAUGGAGUACUUUCAUUGGCAUGGCUUUCACUACACAGCCGAAAUGUUCGCACAGGAAAGUGGCGCGGAGAAUGUGCGUCCGUCGCGUCAGCAACUCGAACGUGCGGUCGGUUCGUUCGAGCAUAAAAGUCUUCCCAUACUACUGGAGCUGGUGGCCGAACUUAUGGAGAAAAACCAGCCUUAG